GGCAGAAUGAGGAUUUACCUUUCCUUGGGGGUGCUGUUCUGUGCUGUCUCGACGCUGAGUGCUGCCACUGAUAAGGUGGUUUGUUCUUUCGGCAGCUGGGCAACCUAUCGGGUAUCGAACGGCAAGCUUGACGUCGAAAACAUCAAUCCCAGUCUGUGUACGCAUAUUGUCUACUGCUUCGUGGUGCUCGAUCCCGCUACCUACACGGUUAAGCAUUCGAAUCCGUAUGCUGAUAUCAGUUUAAAGGGUUUCACUCGGUUUGUUGCUCUGAAGAAGACACAUCCAAACGUCAAGUUGCUUCUGGCGAUCGGUGGCCCGAGUGAGGUUUCGGUAGCUUAUUCCAAGAUGGUGGCGUCAUCGGUACAUAGAUCGACUUUCAUUCAGUCGGUGGUUAGUCUAUUCAAAACGUACGGGUUCGAUGGUUUAGACAUUAACUGGCAAUAUCCGGUGCUGAAGGGAGGUAGUGUUCUAGAUCGUAUCAAUUACAUAACGCUGCUGUCGGAGGUGCGCGAUCGCUUCACCAGUGAAGGCCUGCUCUUGAGUAUCACAGUGGGUGCCACGAGUGAUUAUCACCGGGCGUCUUACAAUAUACCUGAGAUCAACAAGUAUGUCGACUUCGUUAGCCUGAUGACGUACGAUCUGCAUGGCUGGUUUGAUGCACAAACCGGCCACAAUUCACCGCUGUUCGCGGCACCCUGA
Messenger RNA from Wyeomyia smithii (pitcher-plant mosquito), 699 nucleotides. Its product is annotated as probable chitinase 2. NCBI's taxonomy places the organism in Eukaryota, Metazoa, Arthropoda, Insecta, Diptera, Culicidae. Gene Ontology annotation, cellular component: extracellular region. Gene Ontology annotation, biological process: carbohydrate metabolic process; chitin catabolic process. The coding region runs from base 7 to 699 and encodes 230 amino acids. Gene Ontology annotation, molecular function: chitin binding; chitinase activity. The record is from RefSeq and is a predicted model, not a curated record. The transcript has 3 exons.